AUGGAUACAGAAAGCCACCACGGCAGUGGUCACCAUGACGAUGGCCGACACCAAGACGACAGUCAACACCAAGGCGAUGCAGGGGACCAGGGAUACGACGACAGCGGCAACUACGGGAAUGAAGAAGAAGUCGAUUAUCGUCAGACGAUCAAAAUCCAGAUCGACACUCAUAUCGACGAGUAUGAGCGGGUCAUGGGCGACUCUUCACUCUCGGAGGAGGACCAGCAAAACAGCCUCCGUCGAAUACUCCGAGCGCUCAAGCGCCACGCCAAAGAGCUUCGCGAUAUGGACCCGGACGACCCAGAGGUGAAGAACUCGUACAAGCUGUUCAAGUACGCGCAUACGGGCAGGUACGUCCCGCACGAGGGCGAGGAUGUCAACUCGCACGUCCCCUACAAGCACGAUCUCAUGGGCGAGGAGUCGGAAGACAAUUCGGACUCGGACUCGGACUCGGAUGCCGGGAGUGAGGCCGGCGUAGAAGACGAGUAUCAAGAGGAGCAGGGGGAGUGGGAUCAAGAAGGAGGAGACCAGAGCCAGGAGCAUGGAGGGCACCAUGGGGGCUGUGGCGAGCACGACGGCGGUGAGUGGGGAGAAGAUCAAGGUGAAUGGGGUCACGGUGGCCAUGGAGGCGACCAGGGCGAAUGGGGUCACGACGGGCACGGAGAGGAUCAAGGUGAAGGCGAAGGUGAAUGGGGCCAUGGCGGCUACGGAGAGCACGGUGGUGAAGGAGGGUACGAAGGGGGAGAGGAGCACGAUGUGCCUCAUCAUGAGCACUACCCAGACCACUAG
Molecule: messenger RNA, 789 nt
Organism: Fonsecaea pedrosoi CBS 271.37
Lineage: Eukaryota; Fungi; Ascomycota; Eurotiomycetes; Chaetothyriales; Herpotrichiellaceae
Exons: 2
Coding region: 1-789 (262 amino acids)
Source: RefSeq, a predicted model, not a curated record